Messenger RNA from Xyrauchen texanus (razorback sucker), 4356 nucleotides. Its product is annotated as protein CBFA2T3-like. The record is from RefSeq and is a predicted model, not a curated record. The transcript is spliced from 10 exons. Gene Ontology annotation, cellular component: nucleus. Gene Ontology annotation, biological process: DNA-templated transcription; negative regulation of DNA-templated transcription. Lineage: Eukaryota; Metazoa; Chordata; Actinopteri; Cypriniformes; Catostomidae. Bases 217 to 2124 code for a protein of 635 amino acids. Gene Ontology annotation, molecular function: transcription corepressor activity.
UGGUCUUGUCCAUGGGAUGUUCGCUCUAAACAUAGAAUGAGACGAGGAGUAGACAGCAGCGUGUUGCGUAACAGUCACAGUGUAUCUGUAGUUCUGUGUGUUCUCUCGCUGGUCUCUGCUGUUGGAAUAAAAGUUACCCGGGUCAGGGGUCUACUUUUGGGCCCCCUUUAACACGUUUCUUUUUAAGUUGUGUCUUCUUCUCUCGCUGUUCUCAGAAUGCAUGUGCCGUCUCCGUGCUACGGCAUGCCCGUCGGUGCUUCCUGGAGGGGGUUUCCCAACACUGAGUUGGAGAAAACAGAAAACAAAGAUGUGAACAAUUCUAACGCAAACAGUGGCCCUCUUUCCACAGUGUUGAACGGGAGCAGUCACUCUCCUACGGCACUAAACGGAGCUCCUUCAACACCUAAUGGCUUCAGCAAUGGACCGGCCACCUCUUCCACGGCUUCCCUGCCCACACAGCAGCUUCCCCCCGCCUGUGGAGCCCGACAGCUCUGUAAACUCAAGCGGUUCCUCACCACGUUACAGCAGUUUGGCAACGACAUCUCACCAGAGAUCGGGGAACGUGUACGCAGCCUGGUUCUUGGGCUGGUGAACUCAACUCUAACCAUUGAAGAGUUCCACUCCAAACUACAGGAAGCAACAAACUUCCCUUUGCGGCCGUUCGUCAUUCCGUUUCUCAAGGCUAAUCUACCCCUUCUUCAGAGGGAGCUGCUUCACUGUGCACGGAUGGCUAAGCAGACCCCAGCACAGUAUCUGGCCCAGCACGAGCAGCUUCUGUUGGACGCCAACGCCAGCUCUCCCCUGGACUCCUCCGAGAUCCUGCUGGAACUCAAUGAGCAUGGCAAGAGACGUACCCCGGACAGGACCAAAGAGAGUGGUGGCGACAGGGACAGCUUGCACCCGGAACACCUGGCCAAACGGCCAUGCACGGUGAGCCCCAGUCAGCGCUUUAGUCCUAGCAGCGGUCUGCCUGCCCAUCCUCCUCCUAACGGCCUGCCCACUCACCAACCCAACGGAAUGCCACAUCCCAACCCUCCCGCCCCACAGCAUUACCGCCUGGAGGACAUGGCCCUCGCCCACCACUACAGAGAUGCCUACAGACAUGCAGAGCACAGGGACGUCCGAGAACGCCACCGACAGACGGCCAUUCAUGGAGCUCGUCAAGAGGAAGUGAUUGAUCAUCGGCUCACAGACCGCGAGUGGGCUGAAGAAUGGAAGCACCUUGAUAACUUGCUGAACUGUAUCAUGGAUAUGGUGGAGAAGACGCGGCGUUCCCUCACCGUACUGCGACGCUGCCAGGAGGCUGACCGCGAGGAGAUGAACCACUGGAUCCGUCGCUAUAGCGACGUGGAGGAUAUGAAAAAAGGUGGGAGCUCCACCCAGCGACCUCCUCCUCUUCCUCCCCACCACAACUCCUCCUCCUCCAACACUCCUAACAGCAGCGACACACUGCCGCUAGAAAUCCACAGAGACUUCCUGCACCGGCCGCCAUCAGGCUAUCUGCCCGAGGAGAUCUGGAGGAAGGCGGGUACCACAAGUAUCCCACUCUCGCCAGCACUAAAGCAACUGCAAAACAAGCAGGAGGAGGCCGUGAAUGAGGUGAAGAGGCAGGCCAUGUCUGAGCUGCAGAAGGCUGUGUCUGAUGCCGAGAGGAAAGCUCAUGAGAUGAUCUCCGCUGAGCGCACUAAGAUGGAACGAGCACUGGCCGAAGCGAAGCGACAGGCCUCUGAAGACGCACUGACCGUCAUCAACCAGCAGGAGGACUCUAGUGAAAGCUGCUGGAACUGCGGUCGCAAGGCCAGUGAGACGUGCAGCGGCUGCAACACAGCACGCUACUGCGGCUCCUUCUGCCAGCACAAGGACUGGGAAAAGCACCAUCACGUAUGCGGCCAGGGCCUGCAGGGUCUGCCUGGGAACAGCAGCGUACCACUCGGGACACCUUCUACCAUCUCCAGCUCCUCAUCCAGUGCACCCCCCAUGCACUCUGAGAGCACUCUCCCAGUACCCCUCUCCCUGGUCGGGCAGUCCAGCAGUGGCGGAAGCCCCAAGGAAGCCAGCUCCAGCAGCGUGUCCCGCUCAACCACUCCAGCCACACCCGCCCUGAUGGAUUCCACAUCCCGUUGACUGAAGAACCUCCAAACAUUGAGCACCACCCAGCCACGACUACUGCUGCUACAGCAUCCUUCAUCCAAAACAAGCUGAGGAACCGCCACCAUACAUACCCGUCCUCUUGGACUAUAACAACUUGGCUUUCUUAGCUACUUUAAGCUCUUGUGUUCUCCAAAAAACCUUCACGAGUCAAUGCUCACAAUAAGAGAAGGGUGCCCUGUGCUUGAUUAUUAAACACUAGGUCAAUUCUAUUGAAUGCCACCAAUACACCAUUGAAACAUUUUAAGUUUUAAUAGUGCAUAAAGCACUGACAGUUUUAGGCAUGGCCUCCAUAACCUACACCCUUUAAGUGAGGUGUUCUCUGUGGGUAUUGGACAGCACUAUGUUUCAAUCUCUUUUUAAGGAACUGAAUAUAGUGGGUUGGACACCAGUGGCUUCUGUAGAAACUCUUCCACCACAGAACUCCUUCCUCGAAACACAUCGCAUUUCAUUGUUUUGGCUUUAAUUACUACAAAAGAAAAGUCCAAAAAUCCACUAGAAAUAAUAAUGAUGAUUCUACUACUAAUAAUAAUAAUGAAACCUGUUAACUACCUUGCUAGCGAGCCAAGAAAAUCUACACCAGACUCACCUCUCUGUACUGACGUGAACCCAAAUGAAUUUUAAGUGAAUUAACAUGAUCCAAACCUUUUUAUUACACUGCCAAAGUUACGAAGAAGCACUCAUCUUGUAACCAAACGCAAACGACUUCACCUCUGCAGCAGUAAAGCUAGCCCAGACUUCCACAGGAUGAGGUGACGUCGCAUGGUGACCAGACACUCAAACUUUCACUGUGCACACCAUGCUGCCCUGACCCAUCACUACAGGAUGUGAGGAAAGCCGCUCAGAUGUUUAAAGCACAUCGGCCGUUUGCUCAAAGAGAAACAACAUGAAAACAAAAGAGGCGAGGAUGAGUUAAACAUUGUUUAAUGAUGAGAUUGGCCUCCAAGAUCUGAAAGACGAAUGGCAAUGGAACUGCCAAAAACCUCAUUGGAUUGUACACUAAGAACUGGCUUUUUCUUUGGGAACUUUUUAUUUGGUUUUCCUAAUGCUCUCAGAAUGCCAAGACUUAUCUUUUUGUUGUACGAUUUAAGUCUCGCUCGUUUUCCAAAGCAUGACAAACAGACUAGAGUCUCGCGAGACUGGCGUGGACUUGAUUCUCUUUUCUCUUGCUCUGUCUACCUCCCCCAUCUUCUGUAUGUCCAUCCUUUUUGUGUCCUCCCCAGCUCCCAAGAACCUUUGAGCAGAUAUCAUGAAGGGAUCAACCGUUGCUUGUAGAUAUUACUUUAUGUUUCUGGAUGUCUUUGUCUUCAAAAUCUGCUUGUGAGCGAACGAGAAAUGCUACUCUUCUUUGUCUUCUUUUAUGUUUCAUCCGAACAUUGGACAGAAAAGGACACUCAAAAGUGAGAGAAGCCGUGUUGUACCUAUUGUUCGAUUUGUUGUAUCCAUAUUGAUUAUGAGAAUCCUCAUGUAGAAUAUUUUAUAUCACUCGCAUUGUAAGACAGUGAGAGAACGGAGGUGCAAUAUGAAAAAGAGAAUUCAGCUACUGAAUGAAACCUCAGAAACAGCCCUUAGGGUACCUUAUAAUAUAAAUAUACAUAUAAAUAUAUCUUAAAUUACCACAGUAAAUUAAUGUGAAUGUACAUAGUAUUUAAAAUAUUGAGGUCCAAAAAUGAGUUUGCCAAAUAACAGAAACCUUUAAAGUAUAAUGUCUAGACUUUGAUUUCUCUCCAUUUAAUCUGUUCUGUCUGAAGCAAAGCAAUUAAUUGAUAAUUUUACAAAGCCUGGAGAACGUUUGGGAUCUAGAUAAACAGAUGAGCUGAUGGAUGAAUUGGAUAAUACAAUUUGUAGCCAUAAGUGUGUCGAAAAGAGCACCAACCACAAUAGACUGACCUAGCUCCUCCCUGUUGGGGGAAACAUACUGGAAUUCAGGAAGGGAAGUUGCUAGAAUCUGUGUUGCCAUCCUUUGGGCCAAAGUGUCACUGCAGUGGUCCAACGUGUAAUUUGCGCACAUACAUAAACAUGCAUGCACAUACAAUCACAAAACCAAACAGUAGAUUAUCCUUGGUCUAAGAGUUUGAUGCCAGAUUCAAGGUAACACAAUGAUUUGUCGACCUACUCUAGAGCACACUGCAAAAAAACCCAAUUAUAAUAAUACAAAAACAAAAAAAUCAUAAUCUGUUUCAUCUUGAUUUUACGGAAGAGGAUUAG